CGGUGCGGACUGCAGAGCCACCUGCGCGUCUGCGCCGGUCCUUACCCCGACCUAGAGAGGUUGUUACAAUGGAAGGAACUGAUAAUUUCAAGACACCAAGCAAAUUAUCUGAAAAAAGGAAAUCUGUGUUAUGUCCAACUCCGUAUGUAACUAUCCCUGCCUCUCCAUUUAUGCAGAAGCUUGGCUUUGGGACUGGGGUAAAUGUUUACCUAAUGAAGAGAUCUCCAAGAGGUUUGUCUCAUUCUCCUUGGGCUGUAAAAAAGAUUAAUCCCAUCUGUAGUGAUGAUUAUCGGAGUAUAUAUCAAAAGAGACUAAUUGAUGAGGCUAAGAUUUUGAAAAGCCUUCAUCAUCCAAACAUUGUAGGUUAUCGUGCUUUUACUGAAGCCAGUGAUGGCAGUCUGUGCCUUGCUAUGGAGUAUGGAGGUGAAAAGUCUCUAAAUGAUUUAAUAGAGGAGCGAAAUAAAGACAGCCAGCAUGCCUUUCCAGCAGCUGUAAUUUUAAAAGUUGCUUUGAACAUGGCAAAAGGGCUAAAGUAUUUACACCAAGAAAAGAAACUGCUUCAUGGAGAUAUAAAGUCUUCAAAUGUUGUAAUUAAAGGUGAUUUUGAAACAAUUAAAAUCUGUGAUGUAGGGGUCUCUCUACCAUUGGAUGAAAAUAUGACUGUGACUGAUCCUGAGGCCUGUUACAUUGGUACUGAGCCAUGGAAGCCCAAGGAAGCUUUAGAGGAAAAUGGCAUUAUUACUGAUAAGGCAGACAUAUUUGCAUAUGGCCUUACUCUGUGGGAAAUGAUGACUUUAUCUAUUCCACACUUUAAUUUUGAUGAUGAUGAUGAUGAUGAAGAUAAAACUUUUGAUGAAGAUGACUUCAAUGAUGAGGCAUAUUAUGCAGCUUUGGGAACCAGGCCACCUAUUAAUAUGGAAGAACUUGAUGAAUCCUACCAGAAAGUAAUUGAACUCUUCUCUGUAUGCACUAAUGAAGAUCCUAAAGAUCGUCCCUCUGCCGCACACAUUGUUGAAGCUUUAGAACUAGAUGGCCAGUGAUCAUGUCAUGACCACCUCACCAUGUAUGGUUUGUGUAACUGUUCUGUUUAUUUGGAUACAUUUAUAUAGUUACUAUGAUGAUCUACAGUUACUAGUCUCUGAAAGAGGCCUAUUGUAGGACCAUAGUAUUGUUAACAUUUGAAUUACUUCUUAAGGCUAUAUUUUAUAUUUGCAUGAUAAGCACUCAGUAUUAUACUGGAUUUUCUGUGAAGUUUAAAAAACUAGCUCUGCAGGCCCUUAAAUGUUGCUCAUAUAGAGUUAAAACACUAACUAUAAAUGUUGUAAACUGUCUAAUAUUAAUUUGAAUUGAAUGACCAUAACUUUUACUAAUGAUCGUUCUUACAUAUUUUCUUUUUAUGGAUCUAUUAAAAUUAGCACUUUAUGCAGUGCAAAAGCCUGCAUUUGCUUCUGUUUUUUGGCUGAUGUACUUAUAAAUGGUCACUAGAACUUGAAGAAAAAAAUGACUCAGUAGAAUAGCUCCUUGGGUAAUUUGAUUCUUUGGCUUGUAUUUUCUGUACUGAUCCCUUUUUUAGUUUUUAUUUAUUAAUCU
Messenger RNA from Marmota flaviventris (yellow-bellied marmot), 1590 nucleotides. It is a transcript of the gene Pbk, whose product is annotated as PDZ binding kinase. Gene Ontology annotation, biological process: peptidyl-serine phosphorylation. Lineage: Eukaryota; Metazoa; Chordata; Mammalia; Rodentia; Sciuridae. Gene Ontology annotation, molecular function: ATP binding; protein serine/threonine kinase activity. The record is from RefSeq and is a predicted model, not a curated record.